GCACUUAAAGCUCAAGCCAUCUGAAAAUCAGUAUCACGCUCUGUUCGACUGAUUACAGGGAAAGAACACAACUUUGAGAGAGACGGAAACCGGAGAUGGCAGGAGUAGGAGCGUUUUGGGGCUCGCGCGUGAUGGAGAUAGUGAAGAAGCAUGACUCCGGUGGUCUUGUUUGGAAGAGAAUAAAGCUAACCUCAACCCGUAAAGCCAAUGCCAAGAAGCGUCUCCUCCGCGUUUGGCAGAAUGAGGCUGUCCUAAGGGCAUGUGCGGAACCACCACCUUCAAAAACAUCAAGAGCUGGGCCUGGUGGAGUUGGUGAUGGAGAAAGUACGAGUAGCCAAGCUACGCAACAAAAUUAGUAAGGAUAUAUUAGACAAGCCUGAAAGGAGUAUUUUGAUGAAUCUGGCUAAAUAUUGCCAAGACAAAUUUUGUUGCAACCUUAUAUUAGAAUUAUGUUGGCUGUGAUAAAUGGCUAUCGCAUUGAUGCUCAUAAUUAAGAUUGUUAGUGUCUCUCAUUUUUGGCAUGGUUGGGCCUCUGAACUCCAUAGUAAAUUCACGUCAUCAAAUGAACUGUAAUUAUUGUAUUCUUUAAGUUCAGUUCUUUUGAUAGGAAUUUUAGCUUGUGGAUGAGACUCUUCUAAUAGUUUUUCUUCCAA
Molecule: messenger RNA, 653 nt
Organism: Carica papaya (papaya)
Lineage: Eukaryota; Viridiplantae; Streptophyta; Magnoliopsida; Brassicales; Caricaceae
Source: RefSeq, a predicted model, not a curated record